AUGGUUUCCGCAGCUGCAGACCGGUUCUUGGCUGACAAGGCUCCCCCAAUCUGCCGUGUCGAGGUUGCGAAGUCAUUCUCGCAACUCACACUCAAGGAGAAGCUCUACGCUCAUUACGUUGGACAAGCUUCAUGGGCAGGCGCUCGGAUCAUCCAAGAACAGUGGACUCCCCAAGCACUCAGGCUCUAUGAUCUCCUCAUCCUAACCUUCAGCGCCAAUGGAAAGUUGGCCGAUUUGGACGCACUCAGUGAAAAAUCUGGUCUUGCUUCCGAAGAUUUCGAGCAAGUGUUGCAAUAUUCCGCCCAGGUUUUGCACAACUUGGUAAACUACAAGAGUUUCGGUUUCACGAAGAUCGUACCCCGUGUUUCUGAAGAAAAGUUUGCUACUGUAGUCGAGAAGUCAGCCAAUGCAGCCAAUGCAAUCCCGUUAUGGAACGAGUUGAAAGACCAUAUUUAUGCACUAUCACCUGAGAACUCCCUCUCCAUCGGUAAACCAAAGGAUGGGCAUAUCUCCAACUAUUACCUCGGUCAAACGAUCACGGAUGAGGAGGUUGCAGCCGUCCAAGCUGCUGCUGAGAAGAUUGGAGUCGACGUGUUGAACACCCGCGUCCGCAAGAAUGGGCCUCACGACUUUACCCUUCUCGUUGCCUCUGUCAACAAAACUGAAUCGAUCAUUCACGAGAUAAACGCGGAAUCAAGGUCUAUCAAAUUGACCGUCGAGUACGGCGAUUUCUCAGCGGCGUUAGCAGCUGCCGUCGCUGCUUUGCGCGAGGCCAAAAAAUACACGGCAAACGACACUGAGACAAAGAUGAUCGAGGGCUACAUCAAUUCCUUUGAGACUGGGUCGAUUGAGGAGCACAAGGCUGCCUCUGCACAUUGGGUGAAGGAUGUCGGCCCCGUCGUGGAAACCUACAUAGGCUUUAUCGAAACCUAUGUUGACCCAUACGGCGCUCGUGCCGAGUGGGAAGGCUUUACCGCCAUUGUGAACAAAGAGCUUAGCGCCAAGUACGACAUACUCGUCAACGAUGCACCAGAAUUGAUCAAGGUCCUGCCCUGGGGUAAGGACUUUGAGGUCGACGUAUUUAGAAAACCGGAUUUCACCGCAUUGGAAAUUGUGAACUUCGCUACGGGAGGUAUUCCCGCUGGUAUUAAUAACUAUUACGACAUCCGAGAAUCGACUGGCUUCAAGAACGUCUCCCUCGCUGUCAACGAAGAAAUAACCUUCAUCCAUCCUGACGAUCUCGACCUGUACAAUGAAUGGGAUUCACGCGCUUUCGAGCUUCAGGUUGCAAACCACGAACUGUUGGGCCAUGGAUCUGGGAAGCUUUUCCAGGAAGCUGCUGACGGUUCAAAAAACUUCGACCCAGAGAAGAUCAUCAACCCGCUGACUGGGAAGAAAAUCACAUCGUGGUACAAACCUGGUCAAACACCAGGUUCGGUUCUUGGCGAAGUUUCGUCCUCAAUGGAGGAGUGUCGCGCGGAAACCGUUGCCCUCUACCUUGCAAGCAACCCAACGAUUCUUAAUAUUUUCGGCUACACCGAUAAGAAGACUUGCGACGAUGUCGUUUAUAUCACUUUUCUGUUAAUGGCACGCGCAGGUCUACGCGCUCUUGAGUACUAUGACCCUGCCACGAAGAAGCACGGGCAGGCACACAUGCAAGCUCGCCUUGGAAUCACCCAGCACAUGAUUAAGGAAGGUCUAGUGACAUUUGAAGAGGUCCGCGGCGCAGAUAAUUCGCUAGAGAACCUGUACAUUCGACUGGACCGCCAGAAAUGCUUGGCCCAUGGACAGGCUGUUGCAGGAAAGCUCCUCAUCGAUCUUCAAGUCCGGAAGAGCACAGCUGAUGGGGCUGGAGCACGGGAUUUCUACACGAAGCUCACCACGCCUCUUCCAGGAUGGGAGGGCGAGAUUCGGGACGUUGUUCUCAAGAAGAAACUGCCUCGCAAGAUGAUGCUGCAGCCCAACACUUUCGUCGUGAAUGGUCAAGUGGAGCUGAAAGAAUAUCCCUUGACACCAGUCGGUAUGAUUGAGAGCUACAUUGAGAGACGACUAUAGGGAAUUGCGACGGGGCCUGUUUGAUAACGGGUGUGAUAAUAAUUACGACUAUGUGAACUGCAUAACCUAUAAUAUGCAUCAGCAUGUAUCAAAUGAAUCAGUGCUUAUGAAGAUCUCUCACCUGAUUGGCCCAUCGA
This is a messenger RNA of Suillus paluster, 2192 nucleotides long. Its product is annotated as peptidase family M49-domain-containing protein. Gene Ontology annotation, biological process: proteolysis. The transcript has 18 exons. Gene Ontology annotation, molecular function: dipeptidyl-peptidase activity; metalloexopeptidase activity. Bases 1 to 2055 code for a protein of 684 amino acids. The record is from RefSeq and is a predicted model, not a curated record. Gene Ontology annotation, cellular component: cytoplasm. Lineage: Eukaryota; Fungi; Basidiomycota; Agaricomycetes; Boletales; Suillaceae.